Anopheles nili is the source of this 851-nucleotide messenger RNA. RefSeq names its product valine--tRNA ligase-like. The transcript is spliced from 2 exons. Lineage: Eukaryota; Metazoa; Arthropoda; Insecta; Diptera; Culicidae. The coding region runs from base 126 to 731 and encodes 201 amino acids. The record is from RefSeq and is a predicted model, not a curated record. Gene Ontology annotation, cellular component: cytoplasm; cytosol. Gene Ontology annotation, molecular function: valine-tRNA ligase activity; ATP binding. Gene Ontology annotation, biological process: valyl-tRNA aminoacylation.
UCUACCUUUUAUACAUGAUUUAUUUUUAGGAAACUACAAAAAUUGCCAUAAAAGCAGAAAAUACCUCUGCGGCAGCGGUACACUGCGCUGUAUUGAAAUAUUGUCUUGCUGUUGGCUUACAACAGAUGGAACCGUUUGCUCCGUUUCUUACCCGUGAGCUUUUAACAUAUUUAUCACCAACGGCUGCUGCAGCAACGGAGUUAUCCAGAACCACAUGUUGGAUUGAUUCCGAACUUGAGGACAAAAUUGAUCGUAUGCUGCAUAUUUGUCAGCAUGUCAGACAAUUGAAAAAUGAAUUCACACCUCCUAUCGUACGAAAGCAUAAACCGAUCGUUCACAUCCACGCCAAAAGUAAGGAACUUACAGCUUUGCUCGAAGAACAGAGAGAUAUUGUGCAACAUUUGACGCUUUGCAACGGUGUACUUCUGCACUCAGACCGUAGUUCAUUUAAUAGUCAACCUUUCGUAGUUAAGUGUGCCCCGAGUCAUGAUUGUUUGAUUGGUAUUGUAGCCGAAUCAUUAGAGUCGCUGCUUGUAAACCAGCAAAGUGCUGCUAGCGAUGCUAACAAAAAAAUAUUGAUAAAAUUAGACGCAGAAAUUGAGAAACUUCAAAAGACUAUCAAUAACGACGGUUACCAAAAGUCGGCCAGCGCAGAGGUGCAGAAACGACAUAACGAAAAACUUAACAGACUGUUGCAACAAAAGGAAGAAAUGUUUAAAAUCACAAACUAGACGGCAUGAUCCAAUUCUAGCCCAAAUCAAAAGGUAUUGUCAUCCUCCUCUACCCUUGAAGCGUGUUUCUAUUCGAAAAUAGUUAUUUCUUAUAAUUUGUUAGAAUACAUGUAUAUGAAU